GUGUGUGCAAGGUGGUGACAGUGCUUGUCCUGCCUCCUCUUUUCCAGGGAAGAUCUGGCUUAUCUUCAUGAUCCUCCUGAGGAUGGUGGUGAUUGUUGUGGCCGGGUCCCCAGUCUACCAGGACGAGCAGGAGCGGUUUGUGUGCAACACUCUGCAGCCAGGGUGCGCCAAUGUCUGCUAUGACAUCUUUUCCCCGGUGUCCCACCUGCGCUUCUGGCUGGUCCAAAGCGUGUCUGUCCUCCUCCCUUCCGCGGUUUUCAGUGUCUACGUGCUGCACAAAGGAGCCGAGCUCGCCGUCCGGGGAUCCUGCAGGCUAGAUGGCGGUCCCGGGGCCCAGGACCCCGCGGACCCGAGUCCUGGGGAUAGUCACUGCCCGCCGCACUACCGGGAGGGGCGCAGCCUGGUGGUGCCCGACUUCUCCUCCGGCUACAUCGUGCACCUCUGUCUGCGGACUCUGACGGAGGCAGCUUUCGGGGCCUUUCAUUACCUUCUCUUCGGAUUUUCGGUCCCCAAGAGGUUCUCCUGCUCCCACUCUCCCUGCUCCGGCGCGGUGGACUGCUACGUCUCUCGGCCCACGGAGAAGUCCAUCCUGAUGCUCUUCCUCUGGGCGCUCAGCGCGCUCUCCGUGCUGCUCAGCGUGGCCGACCUGCUCUGCAGCGCGCGCAGCAGGACGCGUGGGGGACCCGGCCUCGCCGUGGGCCACCCCGGGAGGAGGCCGGGUCCUGCGACCCUGGUCGGGCCGUGGGAGGAAAGGGCAGCGCUCGAGCACCCUGGCUCGUGGACCGCAGGGCACGGUGCCCACAGCCCCAGUGGUCAGUCCGCUGUGUCGGGGCGGAUGGAGCUUCCAGAUGAGGAUGAGAGUGAGGGGCUGUCUUCAGCCAGCGACAAGCUGCCCAGGGCUUGCACUGAGCCUGGGGGCAGGUCCCAUAGAGAGACCCCUCAGGACGCCAGCAGCGAGCAUCCCUUAACACCCUGCAGCCUGCCGGCCAGGCACUGCCCGGCCAGUCCGCGGCAGCCCCUCACUCGGCGGGCCGGCACUGGGAGCGCCCCGCUCCUGGGAACGAAAAGGUCCGAGUGGGUGUGAAAAGGACGGCCAGGCAGCGCAGCGACGGGCGCUCCAGUACCGGGGCCACCGUCCUGUCCCAAAGGAGACGGGGACCCGAAGAUGCAGCAUCACCUUGGCACGUGGGAAACGUUCCCUCUGCAAUGUUCCUGGAGAAUAUCAACAGGCAGAAAGGCUAGCUGGCCGGGACAAAUGGGAGACUCAG
This is a messenger RNA of Hipposideros armiger (great roundleaf bat), 1268 nucleotides long. It is a transcript of the gene GJD4, whose product is annotated as gap junction protein delta 4. Gene Ontology annotation, cellular component: connexin complex. NCBI's taxonomy places the organism in Eukaryota, Metazoa, Chordata, Mammalia, Chiroptera, Hipposideridae. Gene Ontology annotation, biological process: cell-cell signaling. The record is from RefSeq and is a predicted model, not a curated record. Gene Ontology annotation, molecular function: gap junction channel activity. The coding region runs from base 68 to 1084 and encodes 338 amino acids. The transcript has a single exon.